AUUCCUCUCUUCCCUGCUGCAGACAUCUUGACUCUGCCCUUCAGGUCCACAUAUUGAUUUUCACCACCAGUGACACGUGGCCCUGGUGACUGAGAUGGCAUCCUCUCUAAAGGUCCUCGGCCUUGUCUUGGCCAUGCUGUUUCCCCUAUGUGGGCUGCUUGUACAUGGCCAGAACCUUUCCUGGAGGGAAUUCAUGCAGCAGCACUACCUGAGCACAAGCUGGAAAUUCAGUGACUACAAAUGCAAUGAUCUCAUGAGGGAAAGAGGAGCUCCAAAAGACAGGAAUGAUCACAUCUUCAUCUAUACCUUUUGGCACAAAAUUGAGCAUAUAUGCCUUAGGAAGUGGAGAGAUCGUUACAGAAAUGUAUAUAUAUGGGCCCAGUAUCCCUUCAAAAUCCUCAGGUGCUACCAGGAGAGUGACAAAAAGAGCUACAGAGAGCAUAGGAGCUACAGCUACAUUGAAUUUCACUGUGGCACGAAUGGGUAUGUCGACAGCAUAGAGGACAUCCAAUUGUUAGACAUCAAAAAUUAG
Messenger RNA from Hyaena hyaena (striped hyena), 532 nucleotides. It is a transcript of the gene EDDM3B, whose product is annotated as epididymal protein 3B. The transcript has 2 exons. The record is from RefSeq and is a predicted model, not a curated record. Bases 95 to 532 code for a protein of 145 amino acids. NCBI's taxonomy places the organism in Eukaryota, Metazoa, Chordata, Mammalia, Carnivora, Hyaenidae.